GUAGAUUUCCCUACAUGGUCAAAAGGAUUUCGCAAUACUUCGAGUAGCUCUAGGUACAUGAUCUAAACAAACAAAACAGACUCCAUCAACUAACUUAUGGUCAACGGACAUUUACUCCUAACUUUUUAUACUUUGAUGGGCAAUUGACGACACAUAAAAAGCAGACAAGGUACGUCGUUGGUUUUUUUUUUUUGGCAAUGUUUUCCAAGUCAUCUUCUAUGGAAAAGGUAUAGCUAGCUAGGCUAACUGGCUAGCUAGGCUAACUGGAAUCACACAAGCUACUCCAGUAAAACUCCCCGGUGUACAGGAGUGUAUCCAGACAGCGCCGAGCCCAUUCAUCCAGACAGCGCCGAGCCCAUUCAUCCAGACAGCGCCGAGCCCAUUCAUCCAGACAGCGCCGGGGCCCAUUCAUCCAGACAGCGCCGAGCCCAUUCAUCCACAGUGGCGCCCCAACCAGCACGCCAGUCAUAGCAGACGCACAGUGAGACUAGUGGUCAGCAGAUACGAACCAAAUGAGCGAGGGGUCGCAGCAGAAGAUAAACACGGAGCAAAACAGAGGGACUGUUAGUGUGAUCCAGAGCCAGGCUAGUGCACCACCAGGAGGAAGCUUACAGCAGGUACCCCAGCUAGUCCCUGUGACCCCAGCCGGAGGAGGAGGAGGAGGAGGAAGCAGCAAGGCCACUCCACCCGGUAAGAUGAAGAAGACGUCGGGGGACAAGGACAGUGACGAGUACCGUCAGAGGAGAGAGCGGAAUAACCUGGCGGUGAAGAAGAGCAGAAUGAGAUCUAAACAGAAGGCCCAGGACACGCAGCAACGCGUCAACGAGCUGAAAGAGGAAAACGAGAGGUUGGAAGCUAAGAUCAAGCUGCUCAGCAAGGAGCUGUCUGUCCUCAAGGACCUCUUCCUGGAGCACGCUCACAACCUGGCCGACAACGUCCAAGCGCCAGGCGUAGAGGGGGCCAGCCCCGCCCACAACAACAACAACAAUGGGGCGUGUAACAACAACAAUAACAGCAGCCAGUGAGAAGAGGGCAGGGACAUGAGAGUGCUUCCCAAAUGGCACCCUAUUUUCCCCAUAGGGCUCUGGUCUAAAGUAGUGCACUAUAUAUAGGGAAUAGGGUGCCAUAGGGCUCUGGUCUAAAGUAGUGCACUAUAUAUAGGGAAUAGGGUUCCAUAGGGCUCCGGUCUAAAGUAGUGCACUAUAUAUAGGGAAUAGGGUGCCAUAGGGCUCCGGUCUAAAGUAGUGCACUAUAUAUAGGGAAUAGGGUGCCAUAGGGCUCCGGUCUAAAGUAGUGCACUAUAUAUAGGGAAUAGGGUGCCAUAGGGCUCCGGUCUAAAGUAGUGCACUAUAUAUAGGGAAUAGGGUGCCAUAGGGCUCUGGUCUAAAGUAGUGCACUAUAUAUAGGGAAUAGGGUGCCAUAGGGCUCUGGUCUAAAGUAGUGCACUAUAUAUAGGGAAUAGGGUGCCAUUUUGAGUCAACCAGGGUGAUGAUAGACAGCUCGCCACAGCUUCUUAAUAAUCCUACUGGAGUUUCUUCCUUUCUCUCCUCCCAGAGAUGAUAUAUACUGUCAGAGAGAUUUCACUCUUGUCUUCUUUGUGCGUUCAGAUUGGUUCAUAUGAUGGAGAUUAUUAUAAUUUUAUUAUUUUUUUUUAAAGAGUUUCAGGUCAGGAAUUGUCCACUUUAAUAAAAUAAUAAUAAUAAUUGUUUUUGGGGGGACUAUUUGGAUACAUUUCUAAAAGAGACCUGUUGUGUCACAAGAUUAAACUAUUCACUAGUUAGGAUGAUGUGAUCCCUUUUUGGUUUCUUGUUCCUUAUUAAAGAGUCUUUGUUGAACUCGCUAACGGUUCGUCUGGCAUUUAGUAUUGUCAGUACAUUCACUACGUUUGGACUUAAUCAGAAUGAUGUAUGCUUGUUUUUAUUUUGGAUGUCUGGCGGCGUCAGAUAUACACACGUUGUACAUAUUUUUUUUUUCUUUUAUUAUAAUUUUUUUUUAUAUAUAUAUAUAUAUAUAUGUGUGUAUAUUUCUUUGUGUCCUAAUCGAAUGGCUUUACUUCUGCUUUGAGCUGUUUUGGGUAGAAGGGGAAUGUAAAUAUCAAGAGUUAAAUACAAAGAGGUAGGAUAGGCUUUGGGUCCAAAGCCUAACUUAAGAUCAGAAACGCUUAACACAGGUUUUUGUUUUGCGCAAGACGUGUAGUUGUCGACGUCAAAUGGGAGCUUUGCACGAUCUCGAGUUAGGUUUCAGGCCUGUGUUGAGAUGCAGUUAGUCCACUGUAUUUAUUUACCCAUAGUUCCAUAGGCCUCAGACCAGCCCUCUUCAGUCAGAGACCCAGACAGACAGAGGCGGCGUCUCAAAUAGGACCCUGUUCCCUAGAUGGUGCACUAGUUUUGACCCCCUAUGUGGCGCUGGUCCAAAAAUUUCACUAAGUACAGAAUAGGGUGCCAUUUGGGAUGCAUACGGGACAGAGUUGUGUUCACGUUUUAAGGCGUGGCCCCCAGCCCAGACUAUCACGCACCUUCCGUGGGAUUAAACUCCCAGACGUUUCGCCAUGGCGUCACAGGCUACCGCUAAAUCAAAGUUAAGCCUUUCUCCAUAAACACCAAACCCUAAAAACCUGGAGAGAGAGAGAUAGAGAAUGGCUCAUUGUCCUGUUGUUGUUCUGUCUGUCUGUCUGUCUGGGCGUUGUGGAGAUGCUAAAUUAACUCCUAAUUAGCCCGGCUAGCUAGAACAGAGCGAGGCAUGUUGGCUUCCGUCUCCAACGCUGUCAGGCUCAGUCACCGCGAUAUCACAAUGUAUACAAAGGCAGACACUGAUUUUUCUGUGUUGUUGUAUGUUUCUGUUGUCAAACUGAGAUGUUAUCCAGCAUCGUGAGCAUCAUUGUUUUACCGUAGGAUUGUCUUCUCUGAAGACAAACGGCAUAUUCUGAUGUUGUCAGGAUAACGACGUGUAUUUGCCCAGAGGAGAUCAACGUUGUCUGUUGAGUGUCUGUGAUUUUUUUUAUAUAUUUUUUUUAAUUUUAUUUUCUUCUCCAGGAUGCGUCCCCAAUGGCACCCUGUUCCCUAUAUAGUGCACUACUUUUUUUGUUGUUGUUGUUGAGUAGAGCCUUGUCAACACUAUAUAACAUCUAGGGUGUCUUUUGGAGCGCUGCUGUAGACUUCUGUACCUCAGGCUACCAGUAUUAGCCUCACCAAACAGGGCCUUUUAAAAAAAAAUAUUUUUCCCUUUUUCUCAACAAGACCUCUGAAGCAUCUUUUCUUCUUUGUUUUUCUACAACUUGGAUUUUUUAAAAGCAGCAUGAUGGAGGCCGUUUGCAUGAGGGUGGGUGGGAGCACUGUUGAAAUAUCUUAUGUAAGAGAGAGAGGAUAGCAAAUACGGGCAUAUUGAAACCGUUCUCUUCAACAUGUUGUUCAGUGUUGUUGUUGUUGUUGUUGUUGAGCAGAAGGUCACACUAAAUUGAAAAACAUAAUGUCUGAAUUCAAUAGAAAAAAUAUUUUGUAAAAAAAAAAAAAAAAAAUUGUGACAAAUUUGUUAAAUAUUUCCAUUAAUAUUUGUUUUGGUAUGAAUGUUGCUGGGCAGCAUUUUCUCUUAGCUAGACUUGCUCGUUUUUUUUAUAAGAUUAUAUUGGGGUAACGUGCAUUGUAAAUUAAAAUUGAGUACAAACUUUCAA
Molecule: messenger RNA, 3667 nt
Organism: Salmo salar (Atlantic salmon)
Lineage: Eukaryota; Metazoa; Chordata; Actinopteri; Salmoniformes; Salmonidae
Source: RefSeq, a predicted model, not a curated record